AUGACCUGCGAAGCGUGCCGUACUAUCCCCCCUGUUAUUUCGGAGGGGUAUACACCCAAGGGGAGUUAUACGCAGAUUGCUGAUUUGAAGACAUAUAUCACCGGUCCCUCAACUGCUACCAUCGGCAUCAUCGACAUCUACGACAUCUUCGGUAUCUCCAACCAAACCAUCCAAGGUGCUGAUCUCCUCGCUGCGCGACUCAAUGCCCUCGUCCUAGUCCCUGAUUUCUUCCACGGUGAGCGCGCCGAUCUGGCGUGGUUCCCGCCGGAUACGGAGGAGAAGAAGCAAGCUCUCUUUGGGUUUAUUAAUACCAAGGCAUCGGUGGCGGAGAAGGUGGGUGUGUUGGGGAAGGUCGCUGAGGAUGCGAAGGUGAAGUUUGCGUCGGUGAAGAGUUGGGGUGCGUUUGGGUUGUGUUGGGGUGGGAAGGUUACUGCGCAGGUCUCGGGGCCUAAUUCGCCUUUUGUUGCUUCGGGGCAGGUGCAUCCUGGGUUCUUGGAUGCCGAGGAGGCUAAAAAGCUGACUAUUCCCCAUAUCGUGCUUGCGUCGAAGGAUGAGCCCGUUGAGGCCGUCAAGGGGUACUCUGAGGUCAUUGCUAGCAAUGGCAUUGGUGGUAUUGUCGAGACUUAUCCUACCAUGUGGCACGGCUGGAUGGGUGCUCGUGCUAAGCUAGAGACUCCGGAGGGAUUGGCAGAGUAUAAGCGGGGGUACAAUCAGCUGGCUGAUUUCUUCGAGAAGUACCUCAAAUCGGAGGCGAAGAUCUAG
Messenger RNA from Aspergillus niger, 762 nucleotides. RefSeq lists its product as uncharacterized. NCBI's taxonomy places the organism in Eukaryota, Fungi, Ascomycota, Eurotiomycetes, Eurotiales, Aspergillaceae. Gene Ontology annotation, molecular function: hydrolase activity. The record is from RefSeq and is a predicted model, not a curated record. The transcript is spliced from 5 exons. Bases 1 to 762 code for a protein of 253 amino acids.